AUUAAUUAAUUCAAUUAUUAUUAUUAUUUUAAUUAUUUUUUUGGGUGUUGAUGAAAAGUUGCGUCAGACAGCCGACCAGUCACUAUCGUAAAUCACAGUGUGAUCACGAAUCCGCAAACGCAAAAUGCCAGAAUAAAUAUUAAAUUCCAUUCGACGUCUUGAAAAUUAAAAAUAUUUCGGUCAUAAUCUUGGUCUUGCCGGAAAAAAUUCAAAGAAUACGUGAUUCUAAUCACACGUGCCCAGCCAUAUCAUACUUUCUUUCCGGUAGUUUUUUAUCAGCAAUUUUAAUAAAUAUAAUAAUAUCUGUAUUGUAGUUUACGUUCAACACGUAAAUUCUUGUCGCGUAAUUGAAUGUUUUGAAUCUAAAUUAUUCUGAAUGAAAAAUUGUAAAGCACUUAGCGACGUGUGUCUCAGACUCUGUUCACAGAAAUUUGAGUGGGUGUUAUUGUUAUUGUUUCACUAUAAACUUGAGUAACAAGCGGUUUUCUUUCUACUGGUUGCAGUCGAAUAGUGCUGUUAUAGAAAGAAUCCUAUACAUCUGUGAAAUACAACCACCGUUCAAAAGAUGAUCCAGAAAAUCAUUUCGUCCACCGUCAAAACGGUAUACAGAGUGACAUGCAUCAAAUUUAAAGAAGACAAAACAUACAGGUAAGGUUAGGUAAAUACAUAAGUAUAUUUAAUUAGGUUUUUAGCAAUUGGAAUAAAAUUUUAAACUAUGUGUAGUUAUCAAGUUUUUUUUUUAGAUUAUACAAUUUGAAAUAUUUCUCAUGUUAAAAAUUGUUAAAUUAUUUUUUAAUUGCAGAUUAAUUCCUGGAACACUGAUUGCACUGAGCAUGUCAUACUGCACUGUAGCAGCAAAAUCAUUGACUGUUAACAAAUUUAUGGCUGACACUGUUACAGACUUGAAAACUUUAGAAAGUAGACCUAAUGAUAUGAAAACUAUAAUGGAACUAAUGAUCAUGGACAUUCAAGUGAAUUAUAAAAUAAUAUUAUUUUAUGGCAUGACUAAAAUAUGCUAAAAUAUCCCAAAAUAUGUUAAAUAUUCUCUUUUUCUUAAAAUAUUCUCAAAUAUACAAAAAAAAAAAUGUUCCUAUGAAAAAUGUGUUAAAUAAAUUGACCAAAUCUUUUAUUCUCAUAGGACUGUAUAUAUACUGUCAAAAUAUGUUUUUGCAUUAAAGUUCACACUCUACAUAUAACUAAUUUAGAUAUAAUCUUUUUAGGCAGAAUUUUGUCGAGCACUUGAAAAGGAAGAACCUGAGAAGAAAUUUCAAGUAGAUCGAUGGUUAAGACCUGAAGGUGGAGGUGGAGUCACAUGUGUAAUGCAGGAAGGAGAGGUUUUUGAUAAAGCUGGAGUAAAUGUAUCUGUAGUACAUGGUAACUUACCUCCCAGAGCAAUAGAUCAGAUGAGAGCUAGGUAAAUGUAAACUAUCUAUACCUAAUUAUAAUCACUAUCAAAUUGUUUUAUUAAAAUUUUGUGUGUUUUAGAGGUAAAAAUUUUAAGGGUGGCCAAGUACUUCCAUUUUUUGCUGCGGGUGUUAGUGCAGUAAUACAUCCACGCAAUCCUUAUGUACCUACAAUUCAUUUUAAUUAUAGAUACUUUGAAGUUACUUUACCUGAUAAUACAAUAGAGGUAUAUACUUGUAAUAAGUAUCACUAUUUUUAUUAUCAUUAAAUACUAAGUUAAUAGUACUAGUAUUGUAAUUCAUAAUCAAUGUUUUAUUAUUUAAGAUUUAAAUUUGUGUCAUAAUUUUAUAUAUCGGGUGAUUCACUCAACUGGAAACAUUCUUUAUGUCAGACAAUAACUUUGGGAAUUUUAAGUUCGGAUCAUUAAGAGGAAUCAAUGGUCUGUCUGUGAACAAUUUUUCUACCAGAAAUCUUGUUCAAAUGUAUAAAAUGUAGCAAUUUAUUGAAAGAUAAUUUUCAUUAGUUAGUGAAUUGAGGAGGUCAUUUUUUUAUUUUUCUAAGGGGUUUUCAAAAUAAUUGGGAAAAACUCGAAAGAAAAUUAUAGGUAUAAUAACAAAUAUUUAAGGCACGCAGGCGCUACUGUUCAAUGUUUUUAAUUUUUGUUCGCAAUGUUUUCUACCUGAAAUAUUAUUUCAAUUAAAAAAUGACAAGAGAUCAAUUUUGUUCCUUUUAAUAUAUAGCCACUUAUAGAUGAAGUAAACUUUUGAUAUCUAAAGUAGUUUUCAUAAUUUGGAAGAACCAGAAAAUACAAAUUUUUUUUAUAAGACAAGCAGCUUUACAAUUUUAUAUUUAUAUUAUUUUUGAAAUCCUCAUUUUAGAAUUAAAAUUACUUUUUACUUUAAAUUUUUAAAUAGCCACCUUUAAUAAAAAUUCCAUAAAUAUAUUGAGUAUUAGUUAAAAUACAUUUUCGUGGUGACAUUUUUUAUUUCUGUCAACUUAUUCAUGAGAUACUUAAGUUGUAGUAAGGGGAAGAGUAGUGGUGCAUUAUUAAAACGUUGUGUAUCGUGCCCUCACGAAAUGCAUCACUAUUCCCCCCUUCUACUGAAAAUAUGUUUUAAGAUAUAAAUGUUAAGUGUUAAUGACACAGGUUUGCCUACAUUAUAAAUUUCCUAAUUUAAAAUUAUGUUUAUUAUGAUUACAGUGGUGGUUUGGUGGUGGUACUGAUUUAACUCCAUAUUAUCUAAAUGAAGAAGAUGCUGUUCAUUUUCAUCGUUCAUUAAAAAAUGCUUGUGAUCAACAUGACAAAACGUAUUAUCCAAAAUUCAAACGCUGGUGUGAUGAUUACUUUAACAUACCACAUCGUGGAGAACGGAGAGGUGUUGGUGGUAUAUUUUUUGACGAUUUGGACACACCAUCUACUUUUAAUUUUGUAAAGAGUUGUGCCAAAGCAGUAAUUCCUUCUUACAUACCACUAGGUAUUAUAAUACUAAACAAUUUUUGAAUAUUGUAUAAAAUAUUAAUAUUACCAUUUAUCUAUCCAUAGUACAAAAACAUAAAAAUGAUGUGUAUAGUGAUAAAGAAAGAGAAUGGCAGUUAUUAAGACGUGGACGAUAUGUUGAAUUUAAUUUGAUUUAUGAUAGAGGUACAAAAUUUGGUCUUUAUACGCCCGGCGCCAGAUAUGAAAGUAUACUCAUGUCACUUCCCUUAUCUGCAGUAAGUUUUAUUAUAUCUGUAUUCAUGUCUAAUGUGUAGGUAGUAAUAAUGCUAUAAAAAAUAAUUAUUAAUAAAUUGUUGUUAAAACUUAUAAUUAAGGUGUUAUAAUAUUCAUUUUUAGUUUCUUCUCUAAAAUUUAAUUUAAUUGUUAAUGAACUAAUAACUAGAAUAGCCUUAAACUGUUUCAUUAACUAUAAUUUUUUAAGAUUUAAUAUAAAAAAAUUUUUAACUAUGAUUUUGACAAUUUUUAGUAUUAAAUUACGAAAACAUGAGUAUCGGUGAUAUUAAGGCCUAGAGCUCUCAAGUCCAUGUAAACAAAUAUAAUAUUAGGUAUAUAAAAUAUAUAUAAUAGCUUAUGUAUAGUGAAUAUGUAGGUUCCAUUCUUAUCAAGAGGGUAGAAGAUCAUAUUUUUUUAAUAUAGGUCAAUGACAAUCCUUGGUUUAUACAACUAUUUUAUGAUAAUUUAAUGUUAUUAAGUGCUGCUAUUGUUCAUGUGCUGGCCUAUAUGCUAUAAUCUAACCGCUAGAUUGACACAUGCAUUAUAUGUACCAUUCCAUCCUUCUACUAGUAUUUUUAAUCACAUGUGCGAUGGCACAUAUUAAAAAUACACUUGUGUGCAUCUAACCAUAGAUAUAUCAAGCCAUACAAGCUUAAGAUAGUUAAUCACUUUUGAGACACAAUCUCACACAAGUGAGAUGGCUUUCAAGAAGAGUUUUAUUAAGGCUAUUUGAAUUGUGCAACGAGCUUAAGAUAUUCUUCACUAAACAACCAGUUUCUGCAUCUGUUGGUAUUUUUUGUUAUCAAACUAGGAUUCCAGUAGAAAAAUUAUAAUCAAUUAAGGUUCUAUGGCAAAAAAAAAAAUUGGGAACCUCUGAACUAAUGUACGAUAAUCAAAAUUGCCGUUUUAUUAUUAGUUAUUAUAUUAUUUUAUCUAAUGUGUACAAAAUUAUCAUACACCUUAUAAAUUAUAAGUUAAUACAGUUUUUAGUGAUCAUUAACAAUAUCUUAAAUUAUUUUGAAUAAAACUGGAUUACAAUUUGUGUGGUUUGUUCCAAUUAUCGAAACUAAUUGACAUGUUUGAAGUUAUGUAAGUUUGUUAAUAUAGAUAAUAUCAAAAAUGUAGAUCUAUUAAAAAAAAAAUCACAGAAACAUACACACUUUAUUCCUGAUGUAAUAAAAUUCUUGAUAACAUAUUAACAUACAAUGUAAUUAUUUCCUGAGUCCAAUACAAUGUAAUAAUUGUACGGAAUGGUCCACCUUCCGCCCUAUUUUGUUGCAUUAUUGUCUUAUGUUUUACUGCAACUUGUGAUGUAUACAAUAUACAGAAAGCUUGUCUUAAUACAAGUUUUAUGAUAAUAACAUAUGUACAGCAGUAAUUUUUUUUUAAUAUAACAUUAAAUAAAUAAUAUUUAAUUGACAUCUUUACAUAAUUUAUAACAACAGUAUACAUUACCAAAAAGUGCAUUAGUAUAUUUUUUUAUUUUUUGCAUUUAUAAUUUAUGUUAUUUUUAAUUUAUUUUAUUUUUACAGAAUUGGAAGUAUAUGCACAACCCUGACUCCAAUACUAGAGAAGGAAAAUUAACAGAAGUCUUACGAAAUCCUCGAGAUUGGAUUAAAAUUGAUUGAAAUAAACCAAUAUAUUACCAAAUAUAUAAUUUCUACAAGUUAUUAUGAUAGUGAAACAUUUGAAAUUAUAUUUUAUACAAUUUAGGUAAAAAUUCUUAAAUACUACAUUAUCAAAAAUAUAAUUAAAGAAUAUACAGCUGGUGUGUACUACAUUUUAAUAAUGGUAUUUAAU
Molecule: messenger RNA, 4915 nt
Organism: Cinara cedri
Lineage: Eukaryota; Metazoa; Arthropoda; Insecta; Hemiptera; Aphididae
Source: the annotation of a GenBank genome assembly